Entrophospora candida is the source of this 1794-nucleotide messenger RNA. The record is from the annotation of a GenBank genome assembly. NCBI's taxonomy places the organism in Eukaryota, Fungi, Glomeromycota, Glomeromycetes, Entrophosporales, Entrophosporaceae.
AUGGCACAGAAGGCUAGUCCCUAUGCAAUUCGUUUAGAUAAGUUAAUUCGUGAUUACUUUAACAAAAUUUUUCCCGAUACUGCUCAAUUAAAAAUUGAAUACACUAAAAGCACUGUUUUUAUUUAUCUUUACAUCCCAGAAAUUAACUUAGUACUAGGAGAAAAUAAUCAUAAUUUAGAUAAAAUACUUAAAGAGGUCUAUAAACUAAUUAAUGAUAGUAAAAUUGCAGUUAAAAUAAAUCUGAUUGAAAAAAAGAAAAAUGCUCAUGGCCGGAUGAAAUCCAGUAGCAUAGUCAGUGACAUUAAAGAAGGAAGAGGAAAAGCACUUAUAAGCCGAGGAGUAAUUGGCGUAAAGGGUCAUGCUAAAGGAAAUGCAACCCUUACUUACGGAGAUUUUGGCUUGCAGGCCCAAGAGGGGACCUAUAUUAGCAAUAGAGCAAUUGAGGCAGGACGAAAAGUUAUUAGUCCUUAUGUCAAAAAAAGUGCAGUAGUCAAAGCUGGAACAAUAAUUUUUGAAGUUAAGGGAUUGCCGAAAGAUAUUGCCUACAAAGUUUUAAAAAAAGUUGGUGAUAAACUACCUAAACCUAAAAAAGAUAAUGAUAGAGAAGUAAGAGCCAAAACAGUAACUGUAGAGACAUUUUCCACUAAAAUACAUCCUAAAUAUUUUAAACCAAUUAAAAGAAAGAAAGAUUACCAAGUUCAUAACGAAGAAUACAAUUUAAAACUAGGAGAAAAAGUAUUAAUCAAAAGCACCCGUCCCUAUUCUAAAACUAAAAGAUUUAUAGUAAUAAAAAAAGAGAAUAAAGAAGGGGUGGCAGAUAAUUCUGGAGCCAAAAAAAUAUUAGUAAUCCGUUGCUUAGGAGGCUCCAAUCGCCGAUACAGCAGAAUUGGUGACUUAGUAAUUGCCACGGUGAAAAAAACUGAACCAAACUCAGAAAAACACCUGAAAUUUUGUAAUAAUAUGAUAAAAACUAAAUUAAAAAGUGGCGACCAAGUAAAAGUUAUCAGUGGAGAGCACCGUGGAACAAUCGAUUAUAUUUCACGCCUAGACCCUAAAAAACAAGUAGUUUACUUAAAAAAAGCCAGCCGAAAAAAAUACGAUAAAUCUACUCCCGAUAGCAAAAAAAAGAGUGAAAAAAAAGAAAUUAUGGUUCCAAUUCACAUUUCAAAUGAAAUUGAACUACCGGAAGGUCAAAGUACAAUUAAAAUUGAUAUGCUCUUUAAAAAAAAUGUGACCCCGUUAGUUCUACAAAAAUUACAGGGAAAACUGCCGGCUGAGUUUCAGGCUGAUUUUAGUGAAUUUCUGACUCAAUACAAAUUAACCACUGAGGAACAAAAGUUACUUGAUAAAACCGAAAAGUUAAUGAAAGAAUUUUUCACUAAAAAGGGAGAUAAAGAAGCGGAAAAAAUUACGAUUAAAGUUGAGGAAAAUCUAGGCAAAGAAGAAUUUAGAAAAUUUGGUAAAGAAAUUGAAGAGGCCAUACAGAAAAAUAAUAAACCAACAGACCCCGGAAAGGGACCAACCAACAAUAAUUCAGCCGAAAUCGCUCGGUUACAGCAAGAAAUUAUCCGAUUACAAACUCAAAUCACAAACUUAGAAAAUAAUGAACCUAAUUCUCCCGACCCUGAAAAUGAAGAAAUUGAAAGAGUUAAAAAUGAAUUAAAGGAAACUAAAAGAAAAUUAGCCGAAUUAAGUGGAAAAAAUUCUCCUGGAAGUCCGGCCAAAACUCCGGAAAAUCCUAAUUUGCCACUUUAUCUUAGUCUUGCCGCAGUAGGAAUAGUUUUAGUUGCCUAG